Messenger RNA from Syngnathus acus (greater pipefish), 917 nucleotides. RefSeq names its product nucleoredoxin-like protein 1. The transcript is spliced from 3 exons. NCBI's taxonomy places the organism in Eukaryota, Metazoa, Chordata, Actinopteri, Syngnathiformes, Syngnathidae. Gene Ontology annotation, cellular component: mitochondrion. Bases 24 to 770 code for a protein of 248 amino acids. Gene Ontology annotation, biological process: photoreceptor cell maintenance. The record is from RefSeq and is a predicted model, not a curated record.
UCGUUUCCCCUUUGCCACGUGCUAUGUUGCAUCCUUCUCAUGCUGACAAUAAAAGAAGCACCCAUAUAUUUUUCGGGAAGCUUCAACACACCGACUCAAGACAGUUCAUGAUGGUAGACCUGUUUGUCGAUCGGGUCCUGGUGAAGAACAACAGGGACCAGGAUGAGCUGGACACUGAACAUGAGAUUGCCAUUCGCCUACAGAACCGCAUCCUGAUGCUCUACUUUGCUUCUGCUGUAUGUGACCGAUGUCGAGAAUUUGCGCCCAAACUCAGUGACUUCUUCACACGCUUGACGGAUGAGUUCUAUGUGGAUCGCUCUGCUCAGCUGGUCCUCCUGUACAUCAGUUUGGACCAAUCGGAAAAAUAUCAAUUCGACGUUCUCAAACAGUUGCCCAAAAAGUGCCUGUUCCUCACUUAUGGGGACCCCUACAGGAGGGAGCUGGAGGACAUGUUUAACAUCAAAGAGCUUCCCACAGUGGUGGUCUUGCGUCCCGACUGCUCGGUCCUCACCCCAAACGCAGUAGAUGAGAUCAUCCUCCUCGGUCCGGAGUGCUACCGCAACUGGAAGGAAGCGGCGGAGCUCAUUGACAGGAACUUCAUGAUCAGUGAGGACUUUCAGGAGACGUCCAUGCGCAGUUUCACCGAUCCUUUGAGAAGACUCAAGUACAAGGUGGAGAAUGAGAAGAAAAGGAAUGAGACAAAAGGAUGGGGUGGAGAUGUGGGGGAUCAUGCAGAGGUGGAUCAAAAAGGAGACAGCUCACUAUGGUGAUAAGGACAGUAGCAACAAAACGAUGAUGAUGUUGCCACUUUAACCAAUAUGGAUUUGUCACAUUGUUUUGAUUUAAGUGGGAUUACAGCCACCCCCGCCGCCCAAAAAUCCGUGUAUCAUCCAAAAUUGGACAAUAACUUGUCUGUA